This is a messenger RNA of Nicotiana tabacum (common tobacco), 1553 nucleotides long. Its product is annotated as putative RING-H2 finger protein ATL37. NCBI's taxonomy places the organism in Eukaryota, Viridiplantae, Streptophyta, Magnoliopsida, Solanales, Solanaceae. The record is from RefSeq and is a predicted model, not a curated record.
CCUGUAAAGUAUGACUUCCAACCGCCUGCAGACAUUUGCCCUUUAUAUUCAUUUGCCCCCCACUUUUUCUCUCACUCAAGCAAACCAUCUUUUGCCUUUACAACUAUCCAUCUCCUCUUUCUUUCACACAAAUACACCGGAAUCUUAAGUCAAAUUCUUGAGGAAAAUGAAGCAUAAGAGAAAUAUACUCUGUUUCCUCUUUUGCUUAUUUUGUUUCAUGUCAGAAACUGGCACAGUUUCAGCCACACGCCCGUUGAACUCAAAUGUCGAAAUCAGUCCAACGUUAGCGAUAUUACUCGCUUGUCUCGUAUUAUUCUUGUUGGCCGUUAUCUUCAUAUAUAUACGUCGUAUGAGCCCUGAUUCCUUUGACGAAUCAAUGGGUUUUUACUUCUUUCGGCAGCGACCAGUUUCCCGUGGAAUCGAGCCUAAUAUCAUCGAAACUUUGCCGGUAUUCGUGUACUCCGAUGUCAAAGCCCUAAAGAUAGGCAAAUCUAUCCUAGAAUGUGCUGUUUGCCUAAACGAGUUCGAAGAUGAAGAUACGCUCCGCCUUCUUCCUAAUUGUUGCCACGUGUUCCAUUCUGAAUGUAUUGAUGCUUGGCUUGCCUUUCGUACCACUUGCCCAGUUUGCCGUGCAAAUCUCAAAACAAAACCCGUGGGUAAACUUCAAGAAUCAAUUCAAGAAACAGAUGACGUUGAGUCUCAGAAUGUCAGCUCGGAUGCAUCACAUCCAGCACCAGAAGAAGUAAUAAACCAGUCUUCUCAAACGCCGCCCGUUCAUAAUCAUACUCCAAAUAGUAGCAGUAAGGCGAGAAGUAAGACACCUGAUUUUCGGCACCUUGCACCAAAAUCAACACCGAGAAGGCCAAAGAUUUUUGGGAUGUUCAGUCGAUCUCACUCGACGGGUCACUCGUUGAUUCAACCUGGUGAGAAUUGCGAGAGGUUUACUCUAAGGUUACCUGAUGAUGUACGUAAAAGAUUGAUAGACUUAAGCUUGAGUAGAGCCUACAAUGGCGCCGUAGCUUUUUCUCCAGCGAGAAAUUCAACUAAGGGGUACCGGUUCCAACCGGAGGAGGGCCGGUUAAGCUUGAGUAGGGCAUCCAAUGGCGCCGUAGCCUUUUCUCCAGCGAGAAGUUCAACUAAGGGGUACCGGAUCGAACCGGCGGAUGGUCGGUUAAGCAAGCUCCGGUUUCUACCGACACCGCCUAUGUUCUCUAGAUCCGGUUCGUCGAAAGAGGAGAAGGGUGAGAAACAGCCGAAGAGUCUGCUGAAGUCCGUUAAGUCAGUUAAGUCGCCGUUAAGUUUGUUUUGCGGGACGGAAAAGGACGAUACAGGAGAAAGAUCUUUUACUUAUUUAAGAUCAAGUAGUACUUCAAGUUAGAUAAUUUUCCAUUUCUUUUUAUUUGGAUCUCACAUGGACGAGCUUGCAAGGCAAAGCCUCAUCAUGAAUCCGUUUACUUUUUCCUCUCCUUUUUUUUUCACACAAUUAAUUAUGUUGUAUAUAGCUAUUGGAUAGUGGAGGCGUCACAAUCAAUGAAUUGGUUUCUUUUCUAUAA